Molecule: messenger RNA, 2969 nt
Organism: Equus quagga
Lineage: Eukaryota; Metazoa; Chordata; Mammalia; Perissodactyla; Equidae
Gene: CDH4
Product: cadherin 4
Exons: 16
Coding region: 51-2798 (915 amino acids)
Biological process (GO): adherens junction organization; calcium-dependent cell-cell adhesion; cell-cell junction assembly
Cellular component (GO): plasma membrane; adherens junction; catenin complex
Molecular function (GO): calcium ion binding; cadherin binding
Source: RefSeq, a predicted model, not a curated record
AUCCGGGCGCCGGGCACCGGGCGGGCGCCGGGCGCGGCGUGGCGGGGAAGAUGACCGCGGGCUCGGGCGUGCUUCUCGUCCUGCUCUGGCUCUCCGGCGCGCUCCGGGCCCAUAAUGGGGAUCUUACAGCCAGGGAGACCUGCAAGGCUGGAUUCUCUGAAGAAGAUUACACGGCAUUAAUCUCCCAAAACAUUCUGGAAGGAGAGAAGCUCCUCAAAGUCAAGUUCAGCAGCUGUUUGGGGACCAAGGGGACUCGGUAUGAGACCAACAGCAUGGACUUCAAAGUCGGGGCGGACGGAACGAUCUUCGCUGCCCGGGAGCUGCGGGUCCCCUCUGAGCAGGUGGCGUUCACUGUGACCGCGUGGGACCGCCAGACGGCCGAGCGGUGGGACGCCGUGGUGCGGCUGCUGGUGGCCCAGACCUCCUCGUCCGUGCACUCUGGACACAAGAAAGGAAAGAAGAGUACUGUUCUGGACCCUUCUCAGCUGCCGAACGACACCCUGUUGCCGUGGCCCCAGCGACAGAACUCCAACGGGUUGAGGAGACAGAAACGGGACUGGGUCAUCCCACCCAUCAACGUGCCAGAAAAUUCCCGUGGGCCUUUCCCCCAGCAGCUUGUGAGGAUCCGGUCCGACAAAGACAACGACAUUCCCAUCCGGUAUAGCGUCACGGGCGUGGGUGCCGACCAGCCCCCCAUGGAGGUCUUCAGCAUCGAUUCCAUGUCCGGCCGGAUGUACGUCACUCGGCCCAUGGACCGCGAGGAGCGAGCCUCCUAUCACCUCAGAGCCCACGCGGUGGACAUGAACGGAAACAAGGUGGAGAACCCCAUCGACCUGUACAUCUAUGUCAUCGACAUGAACGACAACCGCCCCGAGUUCGCCAACCAGGUCUACAACGGCUCCGUGGACGAGGGCUCCAAGCCAGGCACCUAUGUGAUGACAGUCACAGCCAAUGAUGCUGACGACAGCACCACAGCCAAUGGGAUGGUGAGGUACCGAAUCGUGACCCAGACCCCACAGAGCCCAUCCCAGAACAUGUUCACCAUCAACAGUGAGACAGGGGACAUCGUGACAGUGGCGGCUGGCCUGGACCGAGAGAAAGUUCAGCAGUACACAGUCAUCAUUCAGGCCACGGACAUGGAAGGAAACCUUAACUACGGCCUCUCAAACACAGCCACAGCCAUCGUCACGGUGACAGACGUGAACGACAACCCGCCAGAAUUCACCGCGAGCACGUAUGCAGGGGAAGUCCCCGAAAACCGGGUGGAAACGGUGGUCGCAAACCUCACUGUGAUGGACCGAGAUCAGCCCCACUCGCCAAACUGGAACGCCGUCUACCGUAUCAUCAGCGGGGACCCCUCGGGGCACUUCAGCAUCCGCACGGACCCUGUCACCAAUGAGGGCAUGGUCACCGUGGUGAAGGCAGUCGACUACGAGCUGAACAGAGCCUUCAUGCUGACCGUGAUGGUGUCCAACCAGGCGCCGCUGGCCAGCGGCAUCCAGAUGUCCUUCCAGUCCACCGCGGGGGUGACCAUCUCGGUCAUGGACAUCAACGAGGCCCCCUACUUCCCCUCGAACCACAAGCUGAUCCGCCUGGAGGAGGGCGUGCCCCCCGGCACCGUGCUGACCACGUUCUCGGCCGUGGACCCUGACCGGUUCAUGCAGCAGGCCGUGCGAUACUCAAAGCUGUCGGACCCGGCGAACUGGCUGCACAUUAACACCACCAACGGUCAGAUCACCACGGCGGCCAUCCUUGACCGCGAGUCCCUCUACGUCAAAAACAACGUCUACGAGGCCACCUUCCUGGCGGCUGACAAUGGGAUCCCCCCGGCCAGCGGCACCGGGACCCUCCAGAUCUAUCUCAUUGACAUCAAUGACAAUGCCCCCGAGCUGCUGCCCAAGGAGGCACAGAUCUGCGAGAAGCCCAGCCUGAACGCCAUCAACAUCACAGCAGCUGACGCUGACAUUGACCCCAACAUCGGCCCCUACGUCUUCGAGCUGCCCUUCGUCCCAGCCACCGUGCGGAAGAACUGGACCAUCAGCCGCUUAAAUGGUGACUAUGCCCAGCUCAGCUUGCGUAUCAUGUACCUGGAAGCCGGCAUGUACGAUGUCCCCAUCAUCGUCACAGACUCUGGGAACCCUCCCCUGUCCAACAUGUCCAUCAUCAAAGUCAAGGUGUGCCCAUGUGACGAGAACGGCGACUGUACCACCAUUGGUGCGGUGGCAGCAGCUGGUCUGGGCACCGGUGCCAUCGUGGCCAUCCUCAUCUGCAUCGUCAUCCUGCUGACCAUGGUCCUGCUGUUUGUCGUGUGGAUGAAACGGCGGGAGAAGGAGCGCCACACGAAGCAGUUGCUCAUUGACCCCGAGGACGACGUGCGUGACAACAUUCUCAAGUACGACGAGGAAGGGGGCGGCGAGGAGGACCAGGACUACGACCUCAGCCAACUGCAGCAGCCAGAGGCCAUGGAGCACGUGCUGAGCAAGGCCCCCGGGGUUCGGCGGGUGGACGAGCGGCCAGUGGGCGCCGAGCCCCAGUACCCGGUCAGGCCCGUGGUGCCCCAUCCAGGAGACAUCGGCGACUUCAUCAACGAGGGACUCCGGGCGGCUGACAAUGACCCCACAGCACCCCCCUACGACUCCCUGCUGGUCUUCGACUAUGAAGGGAGUGGCUCCACCGCGGGCUCCGUCAGCUCCCUGAACUCGUCCAGCUCCGGGGACCAAGACUACGAUUACCUGAACGACUGGGGGCCCAGGUUCAAGAAGCUGGCGGACAUGUACGGAGGCGGCGAGGAGGAUUAACCGCCCUCACCUCCCUGGACCAAAGCGAGAACCGCGCUCGGACAGACGCCAGAGGAGCAGGACUGCAGGAGGCAGCUGGUCUUCCCGGCUCCCUGCAGACGUGUCCUUAGUGAUGUGUUAGGGGGUCCCUCCCCGCCCCAGCCCCCCCAACAUUGAGCUGUCUGGCAUGAA